AACAGUACUAGUUGAAUUUUACCUAAAAUAACCUUAGAAAAUCUCACAUUUUCACUUGUUUCGCUAGUGUGUCAAGAAAACAAUACAAUUUUCACAGAAAAUCUUAUAUCAUGGCGAACAACAAAGAAAAUGAGGCUAAUCAAGGACAACAGGUCAACAGUAAGCUCAGUGCAGAGCAAAAGGAGAUCAUGAAUGCGAUUGAAACCAAGAAUUUGGAAGCAUUCUACAAGAUCUUGGCUGAAAACCCAAAAGAAGAUAUAAACUUUACUGAUGAUGACAAAAUGACACCCUUACAACAAGCGGCAUAUCGCGGCAAUACUGAUAUGGUCAAACUUUUACUUAAAAGAGGAGCUGAUGUUAACAAAUGUGAACAUGCUAAUGACUACACCACCCUUCACUUUGGAGCCCUUAGCGGAAACGUGGAUGUGUGCCAUCUUCUCCUCGCUGCCGGCGUGAAAACCAACGCGUUGAACUCCAUCAACCGCACCGCAGCACAACUGGCGUCAUUUGUGGGCUACCACAAUAUUGUAAGCACAAUCAACAACUUUAUACCAAAAGCAGAGAUUGAUCACUAUUCGAAAAUCCAAGGAAGUCAAACAAAACCCUUCAUUGAUCCAGAAAUUACUGAAAAUGUCUACAAGUUUGUGUUGAUGUACAACAUGCACCCAAUGAAGAUUGCAAUGCUGUUGAAUGCUUAUUCCCUAGCUGAUCAUAUUGAUGGUGUGAAGAAGGUUUUGGAGUUGAUGUCAGAGAAAGAAAUGAAAGCAAAGGCUACAAAUGAAGUACUGGCGUUCAAGUAUCACUAUUUGUCAUUCAUGCUGGGUGAAAUUAAGAAAAUAAUUAUGGAGAUGAAGGAUUCCAAAGGUAAAAAGAGAAGAAAGAAAAUAAACCUGAAAAAAUGACGAAAAGAUCGAAGACACUGAGAAGCAAGAAAAACCUUUGUCGAUGUUUUCGCUAAACAGAUUUUACGUGUGAAUCGUUCAGGAGAUCAGGAUGCAAUGGACCAGAUGAUUCGACACGCUGUCAAGUCAUUUCCAUACAUAGAAAGUACUUUGCUCAGGCAGAUGGUGGCUUCGUUGACAGCGGAUGAGAACUCUCCGUCGGCGUUGAGCAUAGUUUCUGCCGCCGUGAACGGCCAGAGGGCAUUCGUAGAUGAAUCCGGAAGUUGUGGAACAUGCGGGGAAGAGAAGGCGACUAAGAAAUGCGCAAAGUGCAAGUGCGUCUCAUAUUGCGAUAAAUAUUGCCAGAAAAUGCACUGGUUUGUGCACAAGAAAAUGUGCAGCACAAUGGAGGCUCACAAUAAGAAAAAGAAUCUGCAAGUUGAUUCGAAGGAGCUGAAUAAUGACUUGGCGGGGAUUCUUGCUGGGCAAUAGUCAUCAUUGACGAUUAUUUGAUUAAAAAUUACUUCAAAUGCACUUAAAUUUAUGUAUUUUGUGUAUGUACACGUGGUAAUAAGUGUAUAGAAUGUUAUUCGAAAGAAACAGUUUUUGUUUUUGGAGUUAUUAUGUAUAGAAAGGAAAUUUAUCUAA
Dalotia coriaria is the source of this 1529-nucleotide messenger RNA. RefSeq names its product ankyrin repeat and MYND domain-containing protein 2. The transcript has 2 exons. Gene Ontology annotation, molecular function: protein binding. Lineage: Eukaryota; Metazoa; Arthropoda; Insecta; Coleoptera; Staphylinidae. The record is from RefSeq and is a predicted model, not a curated record.